Molecule: messenger RNA, 1266 nt
Organism: Ctenocephalides felis (cat flea)
Lineage: Eukaryota; Metazoa; Arthropoda; Insecta; Siphonaptera; Pulicidae
Product: solute carrier family 35 member E1 homolog
Exons: 5
Coding region: 135-1202 (355 amino acids)
Cellular component (GO): Golgi apparatus
Molecular function (GO): antiporter activity
Source: RefSeq, a predicted model, not a curated record
AACUAGUUUGACUUAUGGGUUUGACAUGUUUUUCGGUUACGUCUUUGUACGAAGCGCAUUAGAUCCACAACUUGAAAUGACGUGACACUAGUUUUAAUAGUUUUAUAUGAUGACGUAUAAAUUCUGUUUACGAAAUGGGUUACCGUUCGAAAAAUAGAGAAGUAUUAACAAUAAUUCUUUUAUGCGCAACAUGGUACAUUGUCAGUUCGAGCAACAAUGUCAUCGGAAAAAUGUUGCUCAACGAUUUUCCAUUUCCCAUGACAGUGACGAUGGUUCAAUUAACUUCGAUUACUCUAUACAGUGGUCCCCUUUUCCACCUUUGGGGUGUUAGAAAUUAUACUAGUUUAAGUUGGAAUUACUAUUUUAGACUAAUUGUGCCGUUGGCGUUUGGAAAAUUUUUAGCAUCAGUUUCGUCACAUAUUUCUAUAUGGAAAGUGCCAGUUUCAUAUGCCCAUACAGUGAAAGCAACCAUGCCAUUGUUCACAGUAGCCCUUACAAGAAUUUUGUUCAAUGAGAAACAGUCUUGCAAGGUUUAUAGUAGUCUUGUACCUAUAAUAACGGGUGUCGGGAUAGCUACAAUAACUGAAAUAUCAUUUGAUAUGAUAGGACUGAUAACAGCACUAAUAGCCACCAUGGGUUUUUCAUUGCAAAAUAUUUUUUCAAAAAAGGUACUACGUGAUACUGGGAUUCAUCAUUUGAAACUCUUACAUUUGCUUGGAAGACUUGCAUUGUUACUUUUCAUGCCAGUUUGGCUGAUAUUUGAUCUUUCUGAUGUUAUUAAACAUCCUGUUGUGGUGGAAGGAAACUAUACAGUAUUAACAUUACUAUUUUUAGACGGAAUUCUGAAUUGGUUGCAAAAUAUAAUAGCAUUCAGUGUUCUAUCCUUAGUAACGCCUUUAACAUAUGCAGUAGCAAGUGCCUCAAAAAGAAUAUUUGUUAUAGCAGUUUCUUUAUUUAUAUUAGGAAACCCUGUAACGGCAACAAAUGUAUUUGGAAUGCUUCUUGCAAUCAUUGGAGUUCUUAUGUAUAAUAAGGCAAAAUCUGAUGCGCAAUUAGAGCUGAAAAAGCAAACAAUUUUACCUUACCAAAAUCAAAAUUGGAGAACUUACUCUAUCGACAAAAUUAACUUGAAUCGACCUGUAACCAAUGCAACAAAUGGGAACGCAUAUGGAUCAAAAUCAAAUAAAUUAUUGUAUGUGUGAUUUUGAUAUUGGAAAAAAAUAAAGCAAAGUAUUUCAAUUCUAGAUCAUUGUCGACUAAACUUUU